AAACAUGGCAUAUAUGUUGGGAGAUCGUACAUGUAUGGAAAGCCUGAGGAAGGACAUUACUGAUCUUCAGGGUACCGUGAUUGAUGUCUUCUCAAGAGUGGGUGCUGUUCGGGUCCCCUCUUGGAAAUUCCCAAAUAAAAUGUCCUGUGAUCUCGAUCUGGUACAGUUGCUGGAUAGAUAUGACUAUGUGGAGAAUGAUCCAGAGAUCACACAGGUUUCACAUAUGGUGUUACUGGAGCUUGUAAUUGACAGGCUGCUUCUCCUGCUUCAGAGUUUUGACAUUUACACAGAGGUAAUAAACAAUGAAGGUCGGUUCACUCCAGCCCUUAGUCCUGGACCCUCCAUGUCCAUUGGGCUGACAGUUCGGAAAUAUUGGCGCAGCAUGGUGAAGCUAGGAACUGUAUUCCAAAAACCACAAAGUGGAAAGAGAGUCUCCAUACAGGACAAUGUUAUUAUGACAAAUAAAAAUGAAACUUCCAAAGAUCCUUCCCAUUUGUCUUCAUCAAGGCUUCAGACAGCCCCCUCACAUCUUCAGAGCCAUGGAAUUAGCAGCACUCCAAGAGAAUCUAAGCCUGAAACUGUAAAGGACACACGAAAUGUAGGCUCACAGACAUUAGAGUCUGCUCUCGUACCCUGUGAUGCAUGUGCUAUUGCCCAGAGUAGCUUGAAAGAAGUCACUGAUGCCAUUGUUAGUGUAUGUAAAAGUCAGAAUUUGCCCACGUCUCUUACAAAAAUCCAAGAGGUUUUACCACCUGGAGGUAUCCUGUCUCCCAAUGAAAUGAGAUACUGGGCCAGUGAAGAGAGCAAGGACCUGGCUCGUAUAGCCAAACAUCUAUCAGAGCUCACCCAGCUGAUACAACCUCUGAGAAAUCAGCUUGAAGCUACUAAAGUCGAGAAUGAGAGGCUUCAAGAAAAUAUGGAAAGUUGGGAGAAUCAGCUUCAGGCACAGAGGGAAGAGAUGCAGAGACAAGCAAAGGACAAUGAAAGGAAGUUACAAGAAAAGGGGCAACAAAGUCAGGAAGUGAUGGACAGGCUGGAGAGGGACAAGGAAGAACUCAGAAAAGGCUCAGUGGUCCUAGAAGAAAGAGUUUCCAUUCUGAAAGAGGAGUUAACAAUGCAACAUUGUACCAUCCGAGAUCUAGAGCUAGCCAGACAAAGACUAAUAACCGAGAUGCAAAAUAUGGUUCGCAAGGAAGAGGUCUCUGCUCUGGAAAAGAAAAUGAAUGAUUUGAAAGUCCACCUAGAUAGCACCCAGCAGAAAGUGCAUGAAUCAGAAGAGGCAGUAUCUAAAGAACGGGCACGUGGAGAGAACCUUCAGAUCCAAAAAGAGUCCCUGCAGGCAAAGCAGAAAUCCUUGUUGCAGCAGUUGGAUCGUUUAUCACAAGAGUGUGAAGACCUGCAAGGUAGUCUGGGUGAUGCAGAAGAAGAAAAGGCAAACCUGGAAGAGCAGAUAGAACAAAUAAAAAAAGAGGAGGAAAACCUUAAGAGACAACUGAAUGGUCAACAGGAGAUGGUGAGGAUACUGCAGCAGGAGAAGGUGGCACUUGAGAAGUCUGUGUCAGAGGUGACCAGGCAGCUUACAGAACUACAAGGAUGUCUGCAGGAGCAGAAGGAAAGAGAGAAACUCUUAAUAUCAUAUCCAGACUUACAUCCGCUACCUGAAUUUGAGAGUAAGUGUUCCGGUGAUAUCACUGAAGACAUGGAAAAACAGCUCCAGGCAAACAGCAUCCGCAUCAGCAUUUUAGAGGAGGAGAACACCAAAUUGAGGGUCAGCCUGCACAAACUGGAAGAGAAGAGCAAACAAGGGCCACUUCAGAUUGUUCCUCAGACCCGGUUGUGGACCCUUGCACCCAAUAGAGAGCAAAUGUCUCCAGAAUCUCAACUCACACAUACCAAUAGCAGAAGCAGCAUGACAAAGAAUCCCACUCCAAGACUAAAUUCAAUCACCAUCACUAAGGAUUCAGAGAGCUCCUCAGCUCUCGGCCAGCCAGAAAGAAAAAGUUCACGACCAGCUGUAAAUCUUCUGAUGUUUCCACCUGAGAACUCCUCAAUUGCUGCUUAUGCACGUGUCAAGCAAGUAAAGGGUAGAAAUCGAACCCCCAGUUCAGAUCGCAAGUAG
This is a messenger RNA of Nanorana parkeri, 2119 nucleotides long. It is a transcript of the gene CCDC157, whose product is annotated as coiled-coil domain containing 157. Bases 5 to 2119 code for a protein of 704 amino acids. NCBI's taxonomy places the organism in Eukaryota, Metazoa, Chordata, Amphibia, Anura, Dicroglossidae. The transcript has 10 exons. The record is from RefSeq and is a predicted model, not a curated record.